Carassius carassius (crucian carp) is the source of this 1501-nucleotide messenger RNA. Its product is annotated as transcriptional-regulating factor 1-like. Gene Ontology annotation, cellular component: transcription regulator complex; histone deacetylase complex. Gene Ontology annotation, molecular function: transcription corepressor activity. The transcript is spliced from 8 exons. Bases 48 to 1337 code for a protein of 429 amino acids. Lineage: Eukaryota; Metazoa; Chordata; Actinopteri; Cypriniformes; Cyprinidae. The record is from RefSeq and is a predicted model, not a curated record. Gene Ontology annotation, biological process: negative regulation of DNA-templated transcription; regulation of transcription by RNA polymerase II.
UUCCAAGUUCUGUAUACACUGGAGUCCCUUUCAGCAGCGUGAUCCAGAUGAGUAAAGAGCUCAUGGAGAACUGGGAAGAAACUAAACCUCACUAUACGCCACCUCCGAUGCUGAACCCGACACGUAGUGGAACGGGGCUCUUCUGCAAUCUAUUGUCUUCCCUAACUGUGGAAAACAGAGCUCUGUGGACAGACGAGAGGAAAGAUGAUGAUUCACAAAGGUUCAUAAAUAUAGGCCCAGAGUUCCAAGCUGAGCUGCCAGAUUUGAUAAUAGGAAGAGAGCCUGAGGUGUGUCCAGAGGAACCAGUCAGGGAGGAGAUGUUAUGGAAACCUUGGGCAGAGCUAGAGGAAAAUGACACCCUUUUACAGCACGUGGAGAAUCUUCUUGACCUGAGUGCCUCCAGUGUUCUACCAGGAGGUGGCGCCAAUCUGGAGCUUGCUCUUCAUAGCCUGUCUCAUUGCCAGGGAAACAUUUUAGCAGCACUGGAGAUGCUGUUGUUUAAAAACUCCCCUCCAUCAGAAAACUAUCACUAUUCUGGCAUGGACAUAUGGACUUUGAGUGAACAAAAGCUGUUCCAUAAAGCAUUUACAAUUUAUGGGAAAGACUUCUCCUUCAUACACAAAAUGGUGAGAACAAAGCAGGUGUCACAGUGUAUUGAAUUCUACUACAACUCCAAGAGGCUCUCAGAGAAACAAAACAAGCAGAGGGAGAGAGAAAAAGAAAGUCUGGAGGAAGAGAGAAUUGCAGCCAUCAUCAGUCAGCAGGUGACGCCAGCCACAAAGAUGAUGGUUAACCAAGCCAGCAUUGACAGACUGAUUCCUACCCCACCACUUCCCACAAACUUUCCCUGCAAACAGUGCGGAAAGAUGUUCUAUAAAAUCAAAAGUAGAAAUGCUCACAUGAAGAUCCAUCGGCAGCAGCAAGAGGACUGGAGGGAUAAACUACAGAUACACCCAAACCAUCACCACAACCUUAACCUGACCAGAGCACUGACUCAUCCAAACCAGCAAAUCCUAACCCCGAGCCACCAUCAGAAUCACAUCCUGACCCAAAGUCUGAUUCAGAAUCUGGUUCAGUCACAGACCCAGUUGGCUUUUCUUCAAAGCACAAAGACUACAUGCCCGGCAGGCAGUACCAGUUGCAUGGCUCCCACCCAGAAUCCACAGAAUGUGUCUAAAGCACCUCCGUUACCACUCCACACUGGACACCAGCAGACAUGGGGCUCCCUUCACAGUGUAGACACAGGAGGACUGUUCUAUAACAGAGGAUCCAUGGUAAAUGGGCUCCAUUUGAGCAUACAGGACAGUGUCAGUAAACCAUGGGCUGAUACCCAAUAACUGACAUACCAAAACUGACUUAAACAAUUUUUUUUAAACUUCAAUGCCAUAAGAACGUAAGAGAUGUAUUACUGCUUUCAAGAGUGUUUUUGAAGACUUUGCAAAUCGAAGAACCCACUGUAAUGUGACAAAAGGAUGCCAAGUUCUUGAAGGAACUGUUUUUA